Mucor velutinosus is the source of this 669-nucleotide messenger RNA. RefSeq lists its product as uncharacterized. Gene Ontology annotation, biological process: protein retention in ER lumen; intracellular protein transport; Golgi organization. The transcript is spliced from 2 exons. NCBI's taxonomy places the organism in Eukaryota, Fungi, Mucoromycota, Mucoromycetes, Mucorales, Mucoraceae. The coding region runs from base 1 to 669 and encodes 222 amino acids. The record is from RefSeq and is a predicted model, not a curated record. Gene Ontology annotation, cellular component: Golgi apparatus; COPII-coated ER to Golgi transport vesicle; endoplasmic reticulum-Golgi intermediate compartment.
AUGGCGAGAUUUCCAUUGACAACAGUGGUAGGUAUCACGGUAUUAAGCUUCAUCCUGGCUCUUUCAUUUCUACCUCAAGCGGCACAAGCAACGGCAUUGACCUAUAAGGUUGGCUCCAAAGAAAAAGCAUGCUUCUAUGUAUGGAAUGACAAGCCAGGCAAGAAAGUAGGCUUCUAUUUUGCAGUACAACAAGGUGGCGCAUUCGACAUUGAUUUCGAUAUUCUCGAUCCCAAAGGAGAAUCCGUUUUGAAAGGACAAGAAGAAAAGCAAGGCGACUAUGUGUUUUCUGCGGGCCUCGUCGGCGAGUACUCAUUUUGUUUCUCCAACACCAUGUCUACAUGGGCAGACAAAUUGCUUGAUUUGGAAAUUAGCAUAGAAAAUGAGCAGGCAUUUGUACACUAUCAAGCGAGCAGCAACGAUAAAGACAAGCCAGCCAAGGUAACUGAAAUUGAGAAAUCGCUGGCAAGGAUUGCCAGUUCGGUGACCAAGAUUAUUCGCAAGCAAAAGUACUUGCGUACAAGAGAGAAUCGUGAUUUUGCUACAGUGACAUCUACAGAGAGUCGCAUCUUUUGGUUUGCCUCUUUGGAGAGUUGUGCUAUUGUAGCCAUGGCAUGCUUGCAAGUACAUGUUGUCAAGCGUUUCUUUAGCGUCAAACGAGGUGGCGUUUAA